UUUCAAAUUUUGGCUUGGGCCUCAUGCUGUAGACACUGUAGACAUGCCGCUGGCCUCUCUGAAACCGGGCCGGCGGCCCGCCCGCGUCAUCUCGGAGCGGUCGAGGGACGUGCGGGUGGUGCCGCCGCCCCGGGGCUUCCGCGCUGUGAGCGCACCCCCGCGGGUGGUGAAACCCGAGCCCGCGGCGAGCAGUGCCACGCGGGUAGCGCGGGUGGAGAGCGCGCCGCCCCGCGCGCGGCUGGUGGCGAGGGAUCAGGAGAAGGCCGAGACCGAAACCGAGACCGCGGCGGAGUCAGAUGGGCGCUUCACAGUGUCCAGAGGCACAGUGCGCCUGGUUUCAAGCGGCAGCGGCCCACAGCAGGCGGAGCUGGCGCCAAAGAAGGCUGCGCCGCCCCGCACAGCUGUCAAGGCAGAGCGGCCGCAAGAGUCACCGCGAGAGGUGACACGCGAGCCACGCAAGGUUGCGCGCCAGGCAGAGCGGCCGCAAGAGUCACCGCGAGAGGUGACACGCGAGCCACGCAAGGUUGCGCGCCAGGCAGAGCGGCCGCAGGAAUCGCGGCGAGAGAUGCCGCGCGAGCCACGCAAGGUUGCGCGCGAGGCAGAGCGGCCGCAGGAGUUGCGGCGAGAGAUGCCGCGCGAGCCACGCAAGGUUGCGCGCGAGGCACCUCGGGCGCGAACGGUGCUGGUGCCACGGGAUUCGUCGGAGGCCGCAGCAACCAAAGUCGUUCAGUUGCGACCAAGCCUCCGGGAUCCGCCACGGCGCACUAAGGAGCAAGAGGCUGCCUCUCUGAAGAGUGAGGCGCUGAGGUACAAGGAGGAGAGGGAAGCUUUCCAGCAAGAGAUGGAGCAGAUGCUGCAGGCGGCCAGGGAGCGGAAAGCGCGGGAAGACGCCUUGGCGCAGGAGGUGGCUUCCCACGAGCAGAAGCGUCUUGAGGCGAAAAAGAGGUAUCAGAGAUUGGAACAGCAGACGGAUGAGUUGGAACGUCGAAAGGAGGAAGUGCGGCAGCAAGAAGCUGCCAACAAGGUGGAGGCGGAGAACCUAGCACUUCUCGAUCUGGAGCUGGCGCAUCAGGUCAAAUUGCAUGAGGAGCGCUGGGAGCAGCUGCAGCGAGAGAAGGAAGAUUUUCAACUGCUCUCCUCUGAGAUGCUGAAGCGGCAGAAGGCCCGCGAGCGCAAAGAGGAGGAGAUCCGGCAGCUCAUCAAGGAAGUGGAGGAGGCUGUGAGCAAUCGCAACGAGCCGCUGCGCACUGCUCGCAGGGCCUCUCCCACAAGGCAGGCCCCAGCACGAACGGAGGCCAAGAAGCGCAAGGUGGAGGUCGUGGACAAGGUCCAGCCUGCGAAGAUUCAGCAAACUGUUGCGCCACGAGCUGCAAGGAAGGAGGAGGAAGGAGUGCCACCCGAAGAGAUGUCCGAGGACGUGCAGGAGCUGGUGGCGGAAUGGCUCGAAGGAGAGGAGGAGGAACUCAUCUUCGAAGGUGAAGAAGAGGAGAACCUGAUCGAGGACACCUACUGUGAGGAGGCUCCGGCAGAGGCCCUUGCUGAGGAGCAGGCAGCUGCAGAGGACCCGGAGCAGGACGACCCGUUGUUUCAAGCUGCCGCCGAGGCAGAAGCAGCCGAGGUCGCCGGUAGCGUCAAAGAAGAAGAGAUGGAGAACGGCGAGCCACAGACGGAGCGGUGGCAGAUGGUCAGUCGCAGCCCAUCCAGGGCGCCGGUCGUCAACAGCGCAGAAGACAACGAGGUGGACCGUCAAGAGCAACACAGGCAGCACGUCGAGCGCCGCCGGGCGGAGGUGCAGGCGGUUCGCCAGGAAACUCUCAGGCCAGAAGAACCAGCGGCUCCAGCGCAGGUUCAGGCCCUGGAGGCGCGGGCGGCCGCUGCCGCGGCCGCGCUCACGGCCACGAAGCAUCGAAAGCGGGAGGAGCGAGAGGAGAGCCAAAAGACAAGAAGCGAAAGCGGAAGAACGAGGCCGAGCCUGUCAGCACCGUUCCCGAGAGCGCUGCGGUUUCACGUGCACCAUCCGAGGAGGCAAGAAGGCCUGAGGAUACAAGGAGGCAAGAGGACACCAGGAGGCCUUUGGAGCGGAAGAGAAGGAAAGACGAGAGCGGAGGAGAGGGCUGCGAUGCAAGCGGCCAAGGUAGAGCCCGAGGAGCCCGAAAAGGCUCCCAGGAAGAAAGAGAAGAAGCACAAGGAAGCCAGCCCUGAGAGGAGAGAGCACAGAGAUCGUGGCCGCGCUGUCGAGAAGAAGGAGCGGAAGGAACGGAAGGAGGACAGAGACGACAGAGGCGAUUUCAAGGAGAGCCGAAGGGAGGAAGGCCGCAGGGAGGAGAGCCGCAGGGAGGAGAGCCGCAGGGAGGAGAAUCGCAGGGAGGAGAACCGCAAAGACAGAGAAGGUCACAAGGAGCGCAAGGAUCGGGCGAAACCCAAGAGCCACACUCGAGAGGCGCACGAGCCAGGUAGAGAUGAUCGCAGAAAGGACCGUGGUCACGAACGAGAUAGGCGACGAUGAUGAUUAUCCUAAGCAUGGCUUGAUCUC
Molecule: messenger RNA, 2533 nt
Organism: Effrenium voratum
Lineage: Eukaryota; Dinophyceae; Suessiales; Symbiodiniaceae
Source: the annotation of a GenBank genome assembly